Messenger RNA from Vespa mandarinia (Asian giant hornet), 2937 nucleotides. RefSeq lists its product as uncharacterized. The record is from RefSeq and is a predicted model, not a curated record. NCBI's taxonomy places the organism in Eukaryota, Metazoa, Arthropoda, Insecta, Hymenoptera, Vespidae. Gene Ontology annotation, biological process: transmembrane transport; monocarboxylic acid transport. Gene Ontology annotation, molecular function: monocarboxylic acid transmembrane transporter activity.
UAUUCAGUCUUUCAAAUCUGUCUGUCUCAGAAAUCUGUCUUUCUCACUAUCGUAAAACUGUUCUUGUGAAUCGUCCGCAACUAUAUUACAUGAUACUGGACGUUAAAAGAAAAAGAAGAAGAGUAAGAGAUAUAGAAAAUAAGAGACACAAGUAAUUUUGAAUUUGAAACCGAAUGUUCAAAUAAUCACGUUAAAUGUUACAACUUUUGCGAAGAAACUAUCAGAGAUAAUAAAAACAAGUGUUAAUAAAUUUAUCGAGCUAUUGUGCUCAUAUUUCGUAAUUCAUAAGAGUGAAAUGAUAGUUGCAAAGAGGAACGGUAGAACACCAGAAAUGACAGCUUUAACGACUAAUAGCGUAGAAGAGACCGAAAAGAAAGAUCGGAACCUGACAAGAAUUGAUCAUCAAUUGAUUUGUGAGCUGGACGAUGAUAUUAAAUUGGAGGAUCUGGCACCAGACGGUGGUUGGGGGUGGAUGGUGGCUUUGGCGAUGAUCAUCGUUCUUGUGACGACGCUUGGACCGGCCUCGUCUUUCGCCAUAAUUUUCGGUGAUUUUCUCGUGACUACUGGUCAGACUGGAACUGCCAUGACGCUCUUUAAUUCAGUCUUUAUGAUCACUUUCUCCAUCUCUAGUUUAUUAACGAAUGCAUUGUUGAAGAAAUAUUCGAUGAGACCGGUUGGAAUCGCUGGUGCGAUGUUCUUCUCCAUACCAAAUGUCGCAUUGGCAUUCGUUAACAAUGUCUACCAAAUGGCUUUCAUAUUCUUUCUUCAAGGGAUCGGAAUAGGCCUUCUUAUUACGAUAUGUAACACGAAUUUCAACGCUUACUUUGUGAAGAAACGUACCCGAGUAAUGAGUCUGGCUCAAACGAUCAUCGGUAUGGGUGGCAUCGCUUAUCCCAUUUGUAUUGAGAAAAUGAUGUCAAUGUACGGUUUUCGAGGAACCGCAGCGUUGACAGGUGCUUUCAGCCUGAAUUGCAUUGCCGGUAUGACGAUGAUGCAUCCGGUCGAGUGGCAUGCUAGAGAUCCGACGGAGGUUCGUGCAGAGAGAAUUCGGGAGGCUGAUGAGAGAAAAUCGAAAGGAUUUGCUAUAUCAGAACGACGUUCGACCAUUCAUGUCCAUCAGGAGUCUGUAUCAACCAGGAGGUGCAGUUUACGUAGCUUAAAGGAGGAAAGUUCAAAGGAAGUUCCUCUGCUAAUUGAUACUUACAAGACUCAUGCAAAAAAAGUUGCAUCAAUAUCCGAGCUCGAAGGUCUUCGCGUGAGAUCGUGGUCUUUGUCGGCACGGGAAGCUUUGACUAGAAAAUUCUCUGCUCUUUCGGCAUCGAGUUUGACAAAUUUGGCCAGUGGUGUCGGAGCUCUUACAGAUAUCAGACACAAUCGUUUGGAUAAAAUCACGAAGGUGGCCGAUCAAAAACAACGAGAUGAACACGAGGAUGAACAGACAUUAUCAAUGUCUAAUAUGUUAUCCGAUCUUUUGGAGGUGUCUUUGAUAAAGGAUCGUUCCUUUUUGAACCUAUGUUUUGGCAUUAGUUUUGUUUUUACGAGCGAUUUUACAUUUAGUUCAUUACUGCCAUUAAUGUUGACCAAUUAUGGGUAUGAUACAAGCGAUGCCGCUUUGGCUGUUAUGGUUGGUGCUACAGCCGAAUUGAUUUCAAGAAUUUUACUUGCUAUUUUCACCGUUUUCGUCAACGUCAAAGCCAAGUACUUGUUUUUCAUUGCCAUGAUCGCAAUGUCGUUUGCUAAAGCAGGAUUUUUAAUUUUCGAAAAUACUUUGAUGGGCGCAUUAGUGAUGAAUGCAGCAAUUGGAAUGGUCCGUUCUUGGCUGCUAGUUCCUCAACCUUUAGUUAUCAUAGAGGACAUUAGCAUUGAUAAAUUUGCAUCUGCUUAUGGUAUUUUUGCGGUUGUCAAUGGUAUCGUCUCGAUUUUUUUAGGUCCUUUUAUUGGGUUUGUUAAGGAUUGGACCGACAGCUACCGAGUUUGCCAAUACGCUAUGUUAGGAAUGAAUUCCAUUUUCGUCAUUCCAUGGGCUUUGCAGUUUAUUUUCGUAGAUCUUCUAAAAUGGAGGAAGGAGCGACGAAACAAAAUUUUAUCAUCCUCCCUAAAUUAAUGCAAAUGGAGAGAGAUGGAGAAAGACCAGUAAUUAGUAUAAGUAUUCAAUAGAAUAGGUGUAUAGAAAUUGAAGGCGUUAAAUACGAUAAUAGUAAUAGCGGAAAUAAGAAAUAAUUAUACUCUCUAUCGAUUAUAUUAUAUCACAAUAAUUUUAUAUGACGAUUCGUAUCGAUCGUCCAUUUAUAUAUAUUUCGUUAAAGAACGUUUAUUUUAUUCCUCGCUUAUUUCUUAUUUUGCAUUUCUUCUGAUCGCAUAGUGAAUGCAAAUAUUACGACACUUUCAUGAAGACGAGAUGCUUUAGUAUUGUAGACAAAACAUAUUUCUAUGAACGAUAACAUGAUUAUAUUUAUUCAAUAUAAUUACGAAUGAAAUAGAUUUAAUUUUCUAAUUAAUUAUCAUAUGUAGUAGUUAUCAUUUUUAUUUGUACUGAUUUAAUGUUACAAUUGUUGUUUGCGUUGAUAUUGUAUGUUUUAAGCUAUAUUUACUCUAAGUCUAAAUUAAGAAUAUUAAUUCAAGUAUAUCCUUUAAAAAUUAUUUUACGGUAUAACAUUUAUAAUACGAGCGAUAUCAAUCGUAGUUUAAGUACAACUUUCUUGAGCAACUUUUUGGCGUGGCUCGAUUUUUAUAUUGAAACCAUCAGAUCUCUUCAGAAUAAUAUCAACCUGUAGUUGAAAAUCGUUUUCAGAUACAUCGGCUAGAAUCUUAUAGUUUCUUAGAAUUGUUGAUAUAAGUACUUUCAGCUUUAACAAUGCGUAUUUGCGUCCCACGCAGGAUCUUCAAAAUAAUUAUAUAGUUAUUUAAAAUCUGAUUAAGACAAAAGCUAGAAGGAUA